This is a messenger RNA of Symphalangus syndactylus (siamang), 4768 nucleotides long. It is a transcript of the gene ERAP2, whose product is annotated as endoplasmic reticulum aminopeptidase 2. Lineage: Eukaryota; Metazoa; Chordata; Mammalia; Primates; Hylobatidae. Gene Ontology annotation, molecular function: zinc ion binding; peptide binding; metalloaminopeptidase activity. Gene Ontology annotation, biological process: peptide catabolic process; proteolysis. The record is from RefSeq and is a predicted model, not a curated record. Gene Ontology annotation, cellular component: cytoplasm; membrane.
CAUCUUUGUGGAAGGCCUAUAUUCAGAGCAAAGAGGAAGUAGAAGCCCAACUCAAACAGGCAGAUAAAGAGAGAUCAAAGAGAUGAGCGUGAGAUACAGUCCCCUCGUGCCCAAGGAGGCGGGGUGAUUACAGACACGGAAAAGCUGAGAAUAAUCACCUCUGAUAAAGACCACAGAAGCUGCCCGGGAGGUGUUUGGUAAGUUUGGAGUUACGUCUGUGGGGUGGAUGGGCAGAAGUCAGAUUUCAUAGCACUGAGGACGCAGCACAAGGAGAAGUUCAAGAUCAAUUCCUAAGACAACAACUUGGCACUAAAAAACGUGAACUAUGUUCUGAAGGCUUUACCCUGGGGACAAGGGAACGGAGGCGAUAACAGCAGAAGUGGCAGCCGCUGACGAUCCUUUCUUUCCAUGGUUUGGCUUCUACUCCAGAGCCACUUAUUUGUGCAUUCUACAAAAAGUUUCUUGUCCUUUUUGGAAUAAAGCUCUUAUCCUAAGCUCCAUUCACACCUGCGUGAUAAUGAACCAGCUAGUGCUGUACUCAGGAAGCAUGCAAAGUUCUGAAUCUUAGAACAGAAAGUGAAAGCAAAAAUAAAUUCCCCUUCAGUUAAAUCUGCAGCAGCAUGAUUUAAGUACCUGUUAUCUGCAUUAAUAUUGCAAAUUGAAAAAUUGAAGUAAUUGUUUGGAUGAUUAAUGCUGCAGAACUUGUUAAGGAUUAUAAAAAGAAGCAGCAGCAGAGAAAACCUUCAUGGUUUGAGUUGGAGCAGUAAGGAAAUGAAAUUCAUAUAUUGAAAAUAUUGUUCAGACGCCGUGUGACAUAACUGGAGCCAGUGCAGUGCUAUGAAGUACUACGAGAUUAGCCUGGAUAUUAACUUGUCUUCUAGAGAAUAGAUUUCAUGUUCCGUUCUUCUGCAAUGGUUAAUUCACACAGAAAACCAAUGUCUAAUAUUCACAAAGGAUUUUACUGCUUAGCAGCCAUCUUGCCCCAAAUAUGCAUUUGUUCUCAGUUCUCAGUGCCAUCUAGUUAUCACUUCACUGAGGAUCCUGGGGCUUUCCCAGUAGCCACCAAUGGGGAACGAUUUCCUUGGCAGGAGCUAAGGCUCCCCAAUGUGGUCAUUCCCCUCCAUUAUGACCUCUUUGUCCACCCCAAUCUCACCUCUCUGGACUUUGUUGCAUCUGAGAAGAUCGAGGUCUUGGUCAGCAAUGCUACCCAGUUUAUCAUCUUGCACAGCAAAGAUCUUGAAAUCACGAAUGCCACUCUUCAGUCAGAGGAGGAUUCAAGAUAUAUGAAACCUGGAAAAGAGCUGAAAGUUUUGAGUUACCCUGCUCAUCAACAAAUUGCACUGCUGGUUCCAGAGAAACUUACGCCUCACCUGAAAUACUAUGUGGCUAUUGACUUCCAAGCCAAGUUAGCUGAUGGCUUUGAAGGGUUUUAUAAAAGUACAUACAGAACUCUUGGUGGUGAAACAAGAAUACUUGCAGUAACAGAUUUUGAGCCAACCCAGGCACGCAUGGCUUUCCCUUGCUUUGAUGAACCAUCGUUCAAAGCCAACUUUUCAAUCAAGAUACGAAGAGAGAGCGGGCAUAUUGCACUAUCCAACAUGCCAAAGGUUAAGACAACUGAACUUGAAGGAGGUCUUUUGGAAGAUCACUUUGAAACUACUGUAAAAAUGAGUACAUACCUUGUAGCCUACAUAGUUUGUGAUUUCCACUCUGUGAGUGGCGUCACCUCAUCAGGGGUCAAGGUGUCCAUCUAUGCAUCCCCAGACAAACGGAAUCAAACACAUUAUGCUUUGCAGGCAUCACUGAAGCUACUUGAUUUUUAUGAAAAGUACUUUGAUAUCUACUAUCCACUCUCCAAACUGGAUUUAAUUGCUAUUCCUGACUUUGCAUCUGGAGCCAUGGAAAAUUGGGGCCUCAUUACAUAUAGGGAGACGUCACUGCUUUUUGACCCCAAGACCUCUUCUGCUUCCGAUAAACUGUGGGUCACCAGAGUCAUAGCCCAUGAACUGGCACACCAGUGGUUUGGCAACCUGGUCACAAUGGAAUGGUGGAAUGAUAUUUGGCUUAAUGAGGGUUUUGCAAAAUACAUGGAACUUAUCGCUGUUAAUGCUACAUAUCCAGAGCUGCAAUUUGAUGACCAUUUUUUGAAUGUGUGUUUUGAAGUAAUUACAAAAGAUUCAUUGAAUUCAUCCCGCCCUAUCUCCAAACCAGCAGAAACUCCGACUCAAAUAGAGGAAAUGUUUGAUGAAGUUUCCUAUAACAAGGGAGCUUGUAUUUUGAAUAUGCUCAAGGAUUUUCUGGGUGAGGAGAAAUUCCAGAAAGGAAUAAUUCAGUACUUGAAGAAGUUCAGCUAUAGAAACGCUAAGAAUGAUGAUUUGUGGAGCAGUCUGUCAAAUAGUUGUUUAGAAAGUGAUUUUACAUCUGGUGGAGUUUGUCAUUCGGAUCCCAAGAUGACAAGUAACAUGCUCACCUUUCUGGGGGAAAAUGCAGACGUUAAAGAGAUGAUGACUACGUGGACUCUCCAGAAAGGAAUCCCCCUGCUGGUGGUUAAACAAGACGGGCGUUCACUCCGACUGCAACAGGAGCGCUUCCUCCAGGGAGUUUUCCAGGAGGACCCUGAAUGGAGGGCCCUGCAGGAGAGGUACCUGUGGCAUAUCCCAUUGACCUACUCCACAAGUUCCUCUAAUGUAAUCCACAGACACAUUCUAAACUCAAAGACAGAUACUCUGGAUUUACCUGAAAAGACCAGUUGGGUGAAAUUUAAUGUGGACUCAAAUGGUUACUACAUCGUUCACUAUGAGGGUCAUGGAUGGGACCAACUCAUUACACAGCUGAAUCAGAACCACACACUUCUCAGACCUAAGGACAGAGUAGGUCUGAUUCAUGAUGUGUUUCAGCUAGUUGGUGCAGGGAGACUGACCCUAGACAAAGCUCUUGACAUGACUCACUACCUCCAACAUGAAACAAGCAUCCCCGCACUUCUCAAAGGUCUGAGUUACUUGGAAUUGUUUUACCACAUGAUGGACAGAAGGAACAUUUCAGAUAUCUCUGAAAACCUCAAGCAUUACCUUCUUCAGUAUUUUAAGCCAGUGAUUGACAGGCAAAGCUGGAGUGACGAGGGCUCAGUCUGGGACAGGAUGCUCCGCUCGGCUCUGUUGAAGCUGGCCUGUCACCUGAACUAUGCUCCUUGCAUCCAGAAAGCUGCUGAACUCUUCUCUCGGUGGAUGGAAUCCAGUGGAAAAUUAAAUAUACCAACAGAUGUUUUAAAGAUUGUGUAUUCUGUGGGUGCUCAGACAACUGCAGGAUGGAAUUACCUUUUAGAGCAAUAUGAACUGUCAAUGUCAAGUGCUGAACAAAACAAAAUUCUGUAUGCUUUGUCAACGAGCAAGCAUCAGGAAAAGUUACUGAAGUUAAUUGAACUAGGAAUGGAAGGAAAGGUUAUCAAAACACAGAACUUGGCAGCUCUCCUUCAUGCGAUUGCCAGACAUCCAAAGGGGCAGCAAUUAGCGUGGGAUUUUGUAAGAGAAAAUUGGACCCAUCUUCUGAAAAAAUUUGGCUUGGGCUCAUAUGACAUAAGGAUGAUCAUCUCUGGCACAACAGCUCACUUUUCUUCCAAGGAUAAGUUGCAAGAGGUGAAACUAUUUUUUGAAUCUCUUGAGGCUCAAGGAUCACAUCUGGAUAUUUUUCAAAUUGUUCUGGAAAUGAUAACCAAAAAUAUAAAAUGGCUGGAGAAGAAUCUUCCGACUCUGAGGACUUGGCUACUAGUUAAUACUUAAAUGGUCAAUAGACAAAGUAGGCCGGGCGCAGUGGCUCACGCCUGUAAUCCCAGCACUUUGGGAGGCUGAGAAGGGCGGAUCACAAGGUCAGGAGAUCAAGACCAUCCUGGCUAACACGGUGAAACCCCGUCUCCACUAAAAAUACAAAAAUGUAGCCAGGCGUGGUGGCAGGCGCCUGUAGUCCCAGCUACUCGGGAGGCUGUGGCAGGAGAAUGGCAUAAACCCAGGAGGUGGAGCUUGCAGUGAGCCAAGAUUGCACCACUGCACUCCAGCCUGGGUGACUGAGCGAGACUCUGUCUCAAAAACAAAAACCAAAAAGAAAAGAAAAGAAGAGGUACAUCAGACAUGACUGCCUGCAUGAAGUCAAACAAGGUAACACCAGCAAAGCUCAAGUCAAGAGCUGUGGAUAUUUUGUCUAACAAACAAGAAGUCUCAAGAAAUCAGACAGUGCAGCUGCCUGCUCUCAGCUAUCAUAUCCAGCCAAAAAAUGCGUGAUGAUGGAGUGGUGGGGGAAGUGCAGUUCAGUAUCCUAUUUAAAAGUAAACUUCCUGAAUAAUGGAUAUAUGUGGAGAUACACACAUAGAUAUAUAGAUAUAGCUGUAAUUAUUUAGCCUCAAGUGACUUUCUCCAUUGCUUCAUGCUAUGCCACUAUUUUGCUUCUUUAAUUUUUUUUAACCUUGCUUAGUAUUCUAUAGUUUGCCCAACCAGUUUUACAUCCGAGGAAAAUUAGCCAAUGCAUAAAAGAUACAAACUAUGAAAGGCAAGGAUCAGGAAACCAGAGACUUUGUCACCAAAUCUCAGAUUAUUAGAAACUAGGUGUCAGGGCUUAUCAAGAAGGUCAGGAAGGCCUUUUGGGUUAAGCCUUACAUUCAUGAAGAACCUCAAGGGUAGAUUUUUGAGACCGUUCCAAAUGAAUGGUCUCUGGUCAAAUGAAUGAAUGGUCAAAUGAAUAAAUCUGCCCUCACAGAGAUACAAGAGGGAAAGGAAUAUAA